Molecule: messenger RNA, 2336 nt
Organism: Fopius arisanus
Lineage: Eukaryota; Metazoa; Arthropoda; Insecta; Hymenoptera; Braconidae
Gene: gus
Product: gustavus
Exons: 7
Coding region: 290-1981 (563 amino acids)
Biological process (GO): proteasome-mediated ubiquitin-dependent protein catabolic process; intracellular signal transduction
Cellular component (GO): SCF ubiquitin ligase complex
Molecular function (GO): protein binding
Source: RefSeq, a predicted model, not a curated record
GGAUGAUAUCCCGAACGUACUUCACAUGACGUUAACUUGAAGAGAAGGUUGUGAGACCCGCGGGAAAUUAAACUGUAUGCGCACAUGACGCAAGUGGAUCUGGUCCAAGUGUCGUCGAUUCAGUGGCUGAGGACUGUUAAAGUUACUUGAACCUUCCGGUAGUGGACAAAUUGUCAGGGUCAUUGAGUGUCGUGAAGUUUCUCGAAAAUUGACUGAUGAUCAAAUUAGGCUGACUGAUUUUAAAUACAUAGCUGCGGCCACAUGUCGUAGCUGACAAUGUCGCCGUGAUAUGUUACCCCGUAGCCACUUCUGGCGCGACUGCAACCUCUUCCCCGAGGAAGCACCGUUCAUCCGUCACUAUCACCAACGAUUUAGCUUGUCUUUUCAUCUCAAUCAUUCAUUGUCGAAUGGUUAUCAUCUGGUGCCGACGAUCCAGGUGAAGCACAACAACCCGCUCCCCUAUGUCGUUUGGUGGAGGACACCUGGAUCUCUUCAUCAGAUCCAAGUCCAGCCAUAUCAGCAUUAUCUCCAUCAGCAGCAUCAACCAAAUCAGCAGAGGCGGCGAGCUCAGAGGAAUCGACGAUAUCGUCAGCAUCGACGGAGGUUUCACAGGCGAGAAUCAUUCCAUAUCGAGGAAGAGAAUCAGGCAUCAUCAUCUUACCUGACUCAACGCCUCGAACAUUAUCAAGUGCAACGUGGAAUGGAAACUAGACUGGGCCGUUUCGUACCGACCAAAAAUGAAGACACGAGGAAUAAAGGGAAUCGUUGUGUGAGCGGUAGUGGGAGCCGCGGUAGCGGUGCAACCGGUGCAACCGGGCCAACUGGUGCAACAGGGGGUGGCAACAACGUGCUUGGUAACGAGGCUAGUGUUAUAGUUGGUCGUGGGGCCCUCUACGGGGGUGGUGGGGGCGGUGGAAGCCCCAGACGUGGAGGUGGUCAAGAGGGUGGUGGACAACCACCUAUCAACGGUCUUUACAACGGUCAUCAUACCACGAGCACCAGACAUCACAGGCACAAAGUAUCCGCUGGCUGUGUUGAACUACGUCAUCAUCCACAUCAUCACCGACACCACCCCCACUAUCGCUCCCACCAUCGGGGCAUGACCAUGGGCCAAAAGAUAUCAGGCGGCGUGAAGAGCGUGACCCGUGAAAGCGGAGCGGGAGCGGGUGGAGGAGUUGGAAUUGGUAGUGGUACAGCUCCACCUUACAAACCAGUAGUGCCACGAGAACUUGCUCAGGACUUCUCCAGGCCAGCAAGACUUGAUGUACUCCUUGAUAUGCCACCAGCUACACGAGAAGCACAAGUACAUCAUGGAUGGAAUGCUGAAGACCGAAGUCUUAAUAUAUUUGUCAAGGAAGACGACAAACUGACGUUUCACCGUCAUCCAGUUGCCCAAAGUACAGACUGCAUAAGAGGGAAAAUUGGUUACACAAAGGGUAUGCACGUGUGGGAAGUUAAUUGGAGUACAAAACAGCGUGGUACACAUGCAGUAGUUGGUGUUGCAACCUCCGAUGCACCAUUACAUAGUGUUGGCUAUCAAAGUCUAGUCGGCAAUAAUGCACUCAGUUGGGGCUGGGACCUCGGUAGAAAUAAACUUUAUCACGACUCUAAGAAUAACAAUGGCGUUACGUAUCCAGCGCUACUCAAACCUGACGAGACGUUUGUUGUACCAGACAAAUUUUUAGUUGUCCUUGACAUGGAUGAAGGAACGUUAGCAUUUGUCGUUGAUGGCCAGUACCUGGGUGUAGCAUUCAAAGGAUUAAAAGGAAGAAAAUUACACCCUAUUGUCUCCGCUGUGUGGGGACACUGUGAGAUUACAAUGAAAUACGUCGGUGGCCUUGACCCCGAGCCUCUGCCUCUGAUGGAUCUCUGUCGAAGAGUAAUCCGCCAAAGAAUCGGUAAACACCGACUCGAAAGAAUUCAGGACCUAAAUUUGCCCCACGCCAUGAAGACUUACCUUCUGUAUCGUGAUAGGAGAUAACCACCACAUUUGAUUCAUCAACAAAUACCCAAGAAAAUCAUCGACGUAUGUCCAGAUAAUGCCCAGCUGCCUUGCAAGCAAACGAGAACAAUCCACGUGUAGUCUCGUGUCUCUUUUUCCUCUUAAAAAAAAAAUCAAAUAAAUGAUGAGUCGUUAUUUCAGAGAGUCAAUGUCGAAUAAAACAUUAACAAGUCCUGAAAAAUAUUUCAAUCAUCGAGACACCAGAAUGCCUCUCAUAAAUGAAAAAUAAAAAUCUAGCGAAUUAUUAAGUAAUUGUUGUUUUAUGUUGUCAGUACGACAUCGUCGUUGAGUCUUUAUUAAUUGUUAUGAGUCGAUAAAAAUGUGUGACCGUUUA